AUGGCCACCCCUCUCACGCCUCGGCCUAAACUGGAACCUGGGUCACGAUCGUCCACGGACUCGGAUUCCACAACAACCAUCCCACAGUUUGCCGUACCACCACGCCCUGUAUCGCCCAGAAACUCUGCUCCUACCUUCGCACCCCAAGAAGAGGUUCAGCAUCGUUCAUCGGAGUGGCACACAGCACAGUCAUCGACAAAUUGGCCGCCGCAGAGCGUCGCUCAAUCGUUUAUGCGGUCGGAUGCCCCAACGCCGACUGUCUUUCAAACCCGUACUUCCACUGUGGAUGGGAGCGAGCCCGUCUACCUCGAAGUGCGUAAUCGCGGCAUGCCUUACGAUCAGUCGACGCCCGGCUUGGGCGAAAGCUUCUUGGAGGGCUCCUUCCAAAAUGUCGGCGCCAAGCUCAAGGCGUGCAACGACACGCUCGGUGACGUCCAGCAGCUGGGUAUCGAACACAUUGUCUCACUCCCGAGCCUCAUCAUGGUUGGAGACCAGUCGGCCGGGAAGUCCAUGCUGAUGUCCAGCGUCGCGGGCCUGCCCCUUCCUCGGAGCGAUGGCGUCUGUACGAGGUGCCCAAUUCACAUUCGUGCCUCCAGAAACAACGAGUGGUCGUGCCGUGUCAGCCUGCAACUGGACUACGACUAUUGCCCACCUCCCUUCGGCCAGCCCAUUACGAAGGAGGAUGUUACCGCCGAGAACCCUUUCCCGCCUUGGGUCCGACGACAAAAUCGUGAGGUCAAGGAGUUCAUGACCAUCUACUCACGGAACAAAAGCGAGAUCGAAACUGUUCUCCGCUGGGCCCAGGUGGCGGUCCUGAACUAUGCCCAGAACUCGGAUUUGUUCAUUCCUGGCUCAGGCGCCAUCGCGAGGACUAGGGAACUUGCCGUCGAAGCCGAGAAUACCAUUGCCAAAUUCAGCCCCAACACUGUGGCACUCGAGAUCAAGGGGCCCGACCUGCCCGACCUGUCGUUUUAUGACCUGCCCGGCAUCUUCCGCAAUUCCGGAUAUGAGGAAGACGAGUAUCUUGUUCAAGUUGUCGAAAACUUGGCUGUUCAGCACAUUUCGGAAAACGACGCUCUCAUCAUCUGGGCGGUCCCCAUGAAUGCCGACCCCGAAACGUCGUCUACUUUGUCCAUCAUUCGCAGAGUCGGCGCUCAGAACCGCACCAUUGGCGUCAUGACCAAGGCUGAUCUGCUGCCGAAUCAGGGUAGCAAUAGCUACGGCCAGUGGCUGUCCAUGCUUCGCGGCGAACGUCACCUCAUUGGCCACGAGUACUUCAUCACCUCUCGGCGCGCAGAACAGGACCUGGAUCGCCAGACCCAAUGGGAGGAGGCCUUGUUCAAUGGCAAGCAUGAGAACUGGCCAGAGGAGUUUGCCGAGUUUUCAGAUCGAUGUGGUGUCGAACGACUGAAGGAAGCUCUUUCGGAAAAGCUUGGGAAGGAGUUUGCAAAAAACCUUCCCUCUAUCAAGAGCAAGAUCUUUGACGAGCUUCGCAAGAACGAGAAGCGGCUCAGCAACCUUCCAGAAUUGCCCACCAACAUCGAGUACGAGGUGCGCAAAAGCUUGAUCGAAUUCACGGCGAUCGUCAAGGACAAGAUCCGCGGCAAUGAGUUCUCCUCUGCUUUCGGUCUUUUGGCGGGGUCUUUCCGCGAAUGUCUGUUGCACGCGAAGCCUAAAUUCUCGCUCAAGCACAAGUCUGAUGUGCCAGUUCUCGAAAUCUCUGAUGACGACGAGCCAGCAAGUGCGAGCCGCAAGCGAGGCCCGCAGGCCAGCUCCAACGGUGCGAGCAAGCGACCCCGACACGUCGGCAGUAGCGGCAGCUUCUCCCAGGCUUCGCAAGCCGGCUUGCAAAUGAAGACGGAAGAGGCCACUGUGCGCAACGGUACGCCGACACCACACACGCCAUCUCGCGGCUCCGUCCGGCCGUCUGUUCUGCCUGCUCCGUUCCAGAACUUUACAUCUCUGGGCUCGGGCUUCAGGAGCAUUGGGGCGAUCCGCGCAGACAUCCAGGCCAAGACCAAGGCUGGUAUGCCGAACAUUGUCCCUAGCGAGGUGUACAACGAUCUCUGUAAACUUGCCGUGAAGCACUGGAACCAUCCCAUGCUUGUCUUUCUGGAGGCGGUUAUGUCUCAUCUCCAGGUCAUAGUCAACCAAGCUCUGGAUCAGGCUUUCGGCAAGCUCAAGCGACGUCUCGUCUUCAAGGACUCCAAAAGACACAUGGAGGCCUUUCUCAGCAGCCGCCGGAGCAAGGCCCUGGAGUUCCUGACGGAGCUGUACGAGAUGGAGUCUUACCAGCUGUUCACGAUUAACCACGACGCAUUCACCCUGUACGAGCAGGAGGAAGGCCGCCUGCUCAAGCGUUACCGCCAUUAUGUGCGAUGGCAAGCCUUUGUCGGCGAAAAGUGCGAGAGCAGCGAUAAGACGGCGGCCUCUCACUUCAACAGCGACUGGGACCGCAUGACGCCCGACCAGCGCGCCAGCGAGCAGAGACGCCAUGACGCAGAGCUCAUCAAGAUGGGCCCCGAUCCGUUUGAGAAGGAGCUCAAGGUUGCUGCCUAUGUGCGGGGAUACUACCGGCUGGCCGCCUUGCGGUUCGCCGAAACGACGACGCUCUACGUGACGUCACGGAUGUUUCCGUCGAUUGUCAAGGAGCUCGACAUGUACCUCGAGACGCAGCUGGGGCUGAUGGGUGCCGGUCCCGAGGCUUUUGAUCGCCUCAUGGACGAGGAGGAGACGACGGCCCGCAAGCGCCAGACGUGCAAGCUUACUGUUGAGAAGCUGAAGAAGGCCAUGGACUCCAUCAACGAGCUGGAGCGCGAGACGGAAGACGUCGACAUGGCAAUGGAUGGUGCCAAUGACAUGGGCGGUCUCGAUGAUGGCGGUCACGGCAUCAGGGGCUAUGCCGAGACGAUCAGCGAUGAGCUGUGA
Messenger RNA from Verticillium dahliae VdLs.17, 2928 nucleotides. RefSeq names its product dynamin family protein. Bases 1 to 2928 code for a protein of 975 amino acids. Lineage: Eukaryota; Fungi; Ascomycota; Sordariomycetes; Glomerellales; Plectosphaerellaceae. The record is from RefSeq and is a predicted model, not a curated record. Gene Ontology annotation, molecular function: GTPase activity; microtubule binding; GTP binding. Gene Ontology annotation, cellular component: cytoplasm; microtubule; membrane. The transcript is spliced from 3 exons.